Messenger RNA from Trematomus bernacchii (emerald rockcod), 2364 nucleotides. Its product is annotated as 5-aminolevulinate synthase, nonspecific, mitochondrial-like. The record is from RefSeq and is a predicted model, not a curated record. The coding region runs from base 307 to 2280 and encodes 657 amino acids. The transcript is spliced from 11 exons. Gene Ontology annotation, cellular component: mitochondrion; mitochondrial matrix. Lineage: Eukaryota; Metazoa; Chordata; Actinopteri; Perciformes; Nototheniidae. Gene Ontology annotation, molecular function: 5-aminolevulinate synthase activity; pyridoxal phosphate binding. Gene Ontology annotation, biological process: heme biosynthetic process; hemoglobin biosynthetic process; erythrocyte development.
GUCAGCUUCCUCAAGAAAAUGUUAACUUCUAGAAAUAAAGCAGUUAUGAAUCGGUAACAUUGUCAAUGCAAAGGAGAGACUAUACAGUAUAGACUUUACAUAACAUAACUUUCCACUUGGUGGAUCUUAUGAGACCCAGUAAUAUAUGUGAUGGUUAGUCUGUUACAGUUCAUAUAGCCUAUAGCCUUCAUAUGUUCUAUCUCACCAGCAGCCAGAUGGCUCUUUUUCUCCUUCGUUUCAAGACAGGUCCUUGAGAGGCCUUCCCUCUCAGACUUGUCAAGGACAGCUGACUACAGGGAAGCAGGAAUGAAAGUGUUCUCUCUGGUUUUAAAUAUCAUUUUCUCUUGGGUCUCGCUGGUCAGUGUGGAGUUUUUCGUCAUGUUUCGCAAGAGGUUUUUGUGUUACUUCAAGGUGGACUGGGAUGUGUUCAGUUCAAGGGUAUCUCACAUGGAGGCAGCAAUCCGCCGGUGCCCUUUCCUCACUGUAGUUCCCGGUGUUCUGUAUCUGGCUGGGAAGGUGUCGCUGGGGAGAUAUGCCCAAAGAUGCCCCGUGAUGAUGGACCUGGCCUCCAGACCUCUGGCCCGAGCACUGUCCUCUUCAGCUUCUUCGUCCAAAGGCACACCAACAAAUGAAGAUCAGAAGCAGGAAGUUAAGAUGCCCCCAGGUCACUUUACGCCACCUGCUGGUCAAACUGCAGGCUCCAAAUGCCCCUUCCUGGCUGCAGAAAUGGGGCAGAAAAACAACAGGGUAGUAAGAGAGGCCCGCAUGGAGCUGCAAGAGGACGUCCAGGAAAUGCAUUCUGUUCGCACAGGGAAAAAAGAUGUGGAUUUAUCAGUUGUGGAUCUUAUCGAGGCAGACAUAAACAACACAAAGACACCAAAAACGUUUUUUAAACCUUCCAAAGUGUCUCACCUGCUCAAGGACAAUCUGCCCGACGCCAUGACCUUCCAGUAUGACAAGUAUUUUGAAAAGAAGAUUGAAGGCAAGAAGAAGGAUCACACGUACAGGGUUUUUAAGACCGUGAACAGGCUGGCCUCCUCAUUCCCCAUGGCAGACGACUUCUCAGAGUCAGUUUAUGCCCGCAGAGACGUGUCUGUGUGGUGCAGCAACGACUACCUUGGCAUGAGUCGUCACCCCAAAGUCACCCAGACAAUUAUGGAGACUGUAAGAAAGCACGGUGCCGGUGCUGGAGGCACACGAAAUAUUUCAGGGACGAGCAAAUUUCACGUGGAACUGGAACAGGAGCUAGCCGACCUGCACAAGAAGGAUGCCGCAUUGCUGUUCACUUCCUGCUUUGUAGCCAAUGACUCCACGUUGUUUACUCUGGCAAAAAUGCUUCCAGGUUGUGAAAUUUACUCUGACGCUGGCAACCAUGCCUCAAUGAUCCAGGGUAUAAGAAACAGCGGAGUGAAGAAGUUCAUUUUCCGUCACAAUGACGUCAGCCACCUGCAAGAGCUACUUGAGAAGUCAGACCCCUCCACUCCUAAAAUUGUUGCCUUUGAGACGGUGCAUUCAAUGGAUGGGGCUGUGUGCCCUCUUGAGGAGAUGUGUGACAUUGCCCACAAGUUUGGUGCCAUAACUUUUGUGGAUGAAGUCCAUGCUGUGGGCCUGUAUGGACCCAGAGGAGGAGGGAUCGGGGACAGAGACAGAGCCAUGCACAAGAUGGACAUCAUCUCUGGUACCCUUGGAAAGGCAUUUGGCUGCGUGGGCGGCUACAUCGCCAGCACCAGCGCCCUGGUGGACACGGUGCGCUCCUACGCGGCAGGCUUCAUCUUCACCACCUCCCUGCCCCCCAUGGUGCUGGCGGGGGCAAAGGAGUCCAUCAAGGUCCUGAAAAGUGAGGAAGGCCAGGUGCUCAGGAGGAAACAUCAGAGGAGCGUCAAGCUGCUCCGACAGAUGCUGAUGGACUCGGGCCUCCCGGUGGUCCACUGCCCGAGCCACAUUAUUCCUGUUCGGGUGGCAAAUGCAGAGAAGAACACUGAGAUCUGUGACAUCAUGAUGUUACGUUACAACAUCUACGUCCAGGCAAUCAACUACCCCACUGUGGCCAAAGGAGAGGAGCUGCUGCGCAUCGCACCCACACCUUACCACACUCCCCAGAUGAUGUUCUACUUUGUUGACCGGCUGGUGAAGACGUGGAAGGAGGUGGGGAUGGAGCUGAGGCCGCACUCCUCAGCAGAGUGUGACUUCUGCCAGCAGCCUCUUCACUUGGAGCUGAUGAGUGAGAGGGAGAAGUCCUACUUCACAGGCCUCAGUCACAUGAUAUCAGCAGUAGCCUGAAAUCACAUAUAAACACUUGAUCCCAACAAGCACCACCUUCCUGAAUUAAAGAUAUGUAUUCUAUUUAAAUAAAACAUAUUACUA